CAGUCGAGCAGCUCGCGUGCGCCCUCCCCGCCCGAAGCGAAGCCACGCUCAACCAGAAACCCCCAUGGCGGCGCCGUGGGUGAUCCUGGGCCGCGUCGCCCGCUUCGCCGCCGCGGAUCCGGGGGACGACGCCGAAGCCGACCCCGCCGACUUCUCCCUCGCGGUCGCGCUGCCGCCGCGGGUCGCCGUGCUUACCGCGGCCCUGAGCGCGCACCCCGACCCCGCGCGGCCCGACAGGUACCCCUACAUCCUCGCCGCCGGCUCCGGGUGCCUGCUCUCCCGCUUCUCCGCCGCCCCGUUCUACGGCGCGCGCUUCGGCCUCGACCCUCCCGACACCCACCUCGUGCUGGUACACGGCUUCGGCGCGGCUGCGGGCGGGAGCGGGACCACGGCCUCCGCCGUGCGCGUCCCCGACCGCCCCGCCUCCAUGCCCGCCAUCCGCAACAUCGAGGGCGUAGGCCUCGUCGACCUCGACGACGGCAAGGGCUACCUGAUCGCCGAGCUCCAGAUCGACAGCGGCAGCGACCGCGCCAGGCUCUUCCGCGUCCACACGGGCCAGGACCGCUGGAUGGAGACGGAGCUGCGUAACCCCCUGCCCGCGCGGGACCGGGAGUGGGUUCCCGGCGGCGUGGUCUCCCUCGGCGGGAAGCUCUACUGGUACGACCUCUCGUGGGGGAUCCUCAUGUGCGACCCCUUCGUCCACGCCCCGGAUCUUCUCUUCUGCAGCCUCCCGCCAGGCCGGGUUCUCGACCUGGCUCGUCCCCACAUCCACAACAGCCGCAGCAUCACGGUGAGCCGUGGCGCCCUGCGGUACGUGGAGAUCAUCCCUGAGGGCGGCGACAAUGGUGAAGCAGCGAGAAUCUUAAUGUCGACAAUGGAGCCCACCGGUUGGGAAGUGCCGUACGAGGAGAGGUUCGAGGAGAUCUGGAACGACACCAGCUACAGGAAGACCUGGCUUCCCAAGGAGGUACCUGAGUUGGUGGUCGUGUGCCCAUCGAACCCCGAUCUGGUCUACUUCGCCCUGGAGCAGCACAUAUUCAGCGUCAAUAUCCGUGGGCAUGAAGUCCUGGAGUUUGCAGAACAGACACAUGAGCUGGUGAACCUGCCAUGGCCAACACCGGCCUCGUGCCGCUAUGUCCUUGCUUGGGACCUCCCAUCAACGGCUGCUCAAGCAGGGUUGCUUCUCAAGGAAAAAAGGGACCACCCAGAUGAGGAAACAUACCAAUAUGCAAAGUUUUGCAGCAGCCGGGUAGAGACCUUAAAAGGGAAGAAGGAUUGGGAACUAUGUCACAUGUGUUUCUUUCAAAAUGGAUGCUCCAUAUCUGUGAAGAAAACACAGAUGGGAAAACAUUGUGACAAUGUUCACAGAAACAAAGGUUUCUUAUGUCCUAAAACUGGUUGCGUUGUCCGAGCUGCGACACUUGGAGAGGUUGGCUUACACCACCACUAUCUCCACGGGCAGAGUUCAAGGGAUUGGUGGCGGUCCUACUUGGAGGAGCACAAGUAGGUGUGAGCUGCAUGCCGUGAUUGGGCGAAGGAGUCAGCAAAUCCAUCAGGCAGGUCAAAACAUGUG
Molecule: messenger RNA, 1573 nt
Organism: Panicum hallii
Lineage: Eukaryota; Viridiplantae; Streptophyta; Magnoliopsida; Poales; Poaceae
Exons: 4
Coding region: 65-1507 (480 amino acids)
Source: RefSeq, a predicted model, not a curated record